AUGUCGCGAAGAAUUUUUUUCUCCCGAAGUACCCCUCGGCAUUGGACAAUACGAACGAGGAUUACAAUAGCUGUGGCCAUGGGUACCACUAAGGAAAGGCUUUCAGUGAUUUUCUUUGAAUCCGACAGUUUAGCUAGAAAUUUAGAGCAUAAUGAAACACACGUUACUGUGAAAGGCGGGCGACAAUUAGUACAGAAUCGAUUCAGUAAACCGCUCAGCGCAACGGGAGAACUAGAGUCCAUAAGAAUUACAUGGAAACAUAUCGAUGGAGUAGAUACAAAUGUCAUAAAGCCACAGAUGUUGGAUGGUUUGAAUAUCUAUACAAAUGGUGAAAGCCACGAGUUUGCCAUUACAACUCCGAAGUAUCAUUAUGCCCAUUCAAAUUCACUUGACUUUCAGUUGAUUAAAUCAUUUACACAUUUAGAUCUCCAAGAAUUCAAUUUUGACUGGAAAGAGAGGGAUUAUGAUAUUCUCAUUGGAGAUUAUCUUCGUAUUGACGAAUACUAUACUUUAGACGAAGGCAUGGAGCAGUCGUUCGGUAAGGAUUCUCAACUAGACAAAAUGGAAGCUGGUUUCUUCUUUGUUGAAUCACAAAGUGGGUUGGACACCACUCUUAAUGGCAUAAGAUGCAUGUGGAAUAAUGAUUCUUCCAUUGAAACUUGCCAGAAAACUCUCCUUUUCUAUCAAAGAGCCCAUUUGACAGACAAUGCUCAAAUAGCAGUGGAUUUGAUUGAUCCAGUGGGCUUGCAUCCUACUAUUAACAUAGACUUGACAUCAAUGUCGCCAGCUCGGGGAUGUGAGUAUUAUGCAUAUAUGACUCUUCCCCUUGAUAUUUUUGUGGACAAAUAUCAAUCGUCACCUAUUUUUGUCUUUGGGGAACGCGACCUUGAGUUACCAGAGUUCAAACUAAAAAAUAGUGCUUGGGGUUCGGAGGCGCUAUUUCAGCUAAAAGGUGGUAAACAGAACGAAAUCAAAUUGCAUUCACGCUAUGUAGAACCUAUUGAAAAAGGCGGUUAUAAAAAUUCAAAUUUUGACACAUUAAUAUUUCUAGCGUGCGACUCUGGAAACGAGAAUGUAAACGAAAAUCCAUUUUAUAGCAAGGGACUAGGCUAUGAAUCAUAUUUUACCCAGGACACUGUUUUCCACCACCUCAAUGCCACGAAAAUAAACUUCAGAAUACCAACAGCAAACGCAAAUGACUACUUUUUGAUUCAGCAUACCACUAUUGCUUGCAUUUUCUUUUCUGUUCUGUACCUACUCGCGAAAACUUUCAAAGCCGACACUCGGUAG
Molecule: messenger RNA, 1290 nt
Organism: Lachancea fermentati
Lineage: Eukaryota; Fungi; Ascomycota; Saccharomycetes; Saccharomycetales; Saccharomycetaceae
Source: the annotation of a GenBank genome assembly